Messenger RNA from Pocillopora verrucosa, 591 nucleotides. Lineage: Eukaryota; Metazoa; Cnidaria; Anthozoa; Scleractinia; Pocilloporidae. The record is from RefSeq and is a predicted model, not a curated record.
AUGCUUGAACGACCACUUAAGCAUUUACACUCUCUCCUUCAAAAAGAGAAAGAGUUGCAAGAAACUUUACAUCGAAUUUUGCUUGAAGAAAUUGCCAAUUCACUUUCUCCAAAGAUUUCCAGGCUCACUCAUCUUUAUGGCCUACCUAAGACUCACAACGCCACACAGGACAUGAGGCCUAUUUUAUCAGCAACCGAAACCUACAAUGACAAUCUGGCUGAAUGGCUUGAAGAAAAGCUGAAACCGCUUUUCAUAAAUGAGUAUACAGUCACUGACGCCUUUGCCUUUCCUGAUGAGAUUCGUACUCAUUCUAUGAAUGAUGAAGACAUAUUGGAUCAGCUUGCUAAACUACUCAAAAUUGCCACAACCAAUCAGCUUUUACAGUUUAACGGUCAAGUUUACGAACAAAUAGAUGGCGUGGCUAUGGGCUCCCCACGUGGUACUCUAAUGGCCAAUGUCUUCAUAUGUCAUCUUGAAGAAACACUUACGCGCGAUGACUUAAUGCUCUAUCUGUACAAGAGGUACGUCGACGACACCCUGGCCAGAAUGCCUAGCGCUGCUGCUGCUGUUGUGCUUCUUAUUACUCUGUAG